Messenger RNA from Pomacea canaliculata, 4936 nucleotides. RefSeq names its product zinc finger protein 37 homolog. Gene Ontology annotation, biological process: regulation of transcription by RNA polymerase II. Bases 2172 to 4466 code for a protein of 764 amino acids. The transcript is spliced from 5 exons. Gene Ontology annotation, molecular function: RNA polymerase II cis-regulatory region sequence-specific DNA binding; DNA-binding transcription factor activity. NCBI's taxonomy places the organism in Eukaryota, Metazoa, Mollusca, Gastropoda, Architaenioglossa, Ampullariidae. The record is from RefSeq and is a predicted model, not a curated record.
AAAAAUGAAACAUUAUUUAUAUGAUGUAUAAAGCCAACUGGGAAAGUUGCCAAUGAUCACUAAUUUAUUACAGCAAUACUGGAGUAAAUGAUGCAAAUAUUACUAGCACUUAGAAAUAACUAUGAACAAAUUCUUAUUUCUAAGUUAAAUUUAAAAAUAAAACAUUUUAAAACUUCAACAGCAUUCGCUUUUUCUAUGAUUUGGAUAAGACUAAUGGCUUAAGAAAAAUGGUCCACAAUCAGGACAUCCAUAUAAUGUCUUCAACUUCACUACAGCAAAAAAGAACACUGAUUUCCUGCAGGACUAAAAUUUUCUAUUCUAACAUGAACUAUUUCUGUUCAUAUUUCAUGCUUCACAAAUCUUUCCCUUUUUGUGGCUGCUGUCUUCAAUAAUAUGUAGUAUAUCUACUAACUUCAAAAGUGCAAGGUAAGCAAAUGUACAGGAUGAACUGAUGACAUAAGAUGGUUAUUAACAGUGUAUGAUUAAAACUACAAUAUUGAUAAAUUCCUGUAAGAUAACAGCAAUGGUGCAUUUUAGUAUUGUUAGUUAACAUGGAAAACAAUAUUAUAAAAAAUUAAUAAAAAAAAAAAUAAAUAAAAAUAAAAUAAAAAAGAAAGAGAAUAUGCUGAAGCAUGUGCCACUCAAAGAAAUACAGAAUAAAAAGUUCUUGCAAAAUUUAAAAAAAAAAAUUAUAAAAAAAUGAAAUCCUGGAACCACUAAUUUCUAAUUGUUUUAUUUCACGCUUGUUAUUAUGGUACAUUAACCUUUUUAGCCAGUCAUUCACGGUUUAUUAUUGCGCCAGCCCUAUGCUCCUCAAGGAGUAAUAAGGACUAAAUUAAAACUAAACUAAAGUAAUUAAUGCAGGAUGGUGGUACAGAAUUACAAAAAUAUGAAUGUACCCACUGAAAAAAUAUACACAAGUGUAUGGGGCAAAGUAUAUUAUUUAAGUCAGUGACAUAAUCUUCAGUUCAACAUGUUAGCAGCAUAUGGAGAUAAUACAACUCUAAUGUCUCUGAUAAUGUACUGUUUCACCCAACCACACUGUUCAAAAAGAAAAAAAAAUAGUGUAAGCGCAUCACAAAGAAACAUCCCUGGAAUCAUAUUACCAAAUGCAAAAGUGUCACACAAAUAUUUGAAAUAACAAAGAUGAAUGGAAGACGGCUAGUCCAAAUAAAAAAUAUUAAAGAAUCUGUAUUUGCAUUUGUUUUUAUCUCUUUUCAAGUCUUUCAUGGAACCAAGAAUCAGAUAUGGAAAAAGCCCAGGCAUAUUUUUCUGUCACAAACAUAGUAGUAGUGUGUUUGUCUAAGAAGAGGAGAAGUAACUUCCAGGGGAAAUGUCCUCUGCUACAAAGGGAGAAAUGUCAAUCAGUCCUGUUCUCUUUUCUUAAAUGUGAGACAGCUGCUCAAAUUCAAAUCCUUGCGCAGGUGUCACUUCUCCGAGCUAGAAAGCUGAAGGAAUUAGCGGGAAAUGACCGCGUUUCCUUGUGCAGUAGUAGUACCCUCCCUUGGUAACGCUCUCAAUAUGGCUGACAGUAAGGCAUUCUGGGAUGAAUCUUUUGAUUUCUAAUUUUUGUUUUAAUUCAAACACAGGAAAAUAUUUACUAAUAGAUAAUAAGAUUGGAGGACUGUUAUCCCAAGGACUAUGGCUUGGCAAUAAAACAUUCGACUUUCUCUACUGGAAGAAAAUAUAUUUUAACUACAUUUUCACUUUUUUUAACAUCAUAAUGGAUGCGAGCACGAACCAUGGAGCGGUGAAAAUGUCUUGGACAGACGGCCUCAGAAUUGUUGAUAUGUGUGAGCUUGCAAGACAGAUGUACUGCAAAAAGUGUCUUUCUCUUUUAGAUUUAAAUAGCACUAAAAAAGAGACAAGAAUAGGUUUAGCUAGCGUGCUGUUUAUUACAUGUGGCUGCGGGGUUGUUAACGAAGUCCACUCAAGUAAGAAACUGCUAUGGGAAGGAAAGCAAGGCCACAUCGAAGCCUACCAGAUCAAUGUGUCACUGCUCAAGAGUGACUCAGUGACAGUUAGAAACUUCUUGGCAGUGUUUCAUAUUCCAUGGGAACCUCUCCCAGUAUCUGCAGACAUCACAGACAGCAUUGAAGGGGUUUUACAGCAGAGUGACCAGGCAAUUAACAAGUCAACAAGGUCAGGCUGAUCUCCCAUCGAAUAAAAAUAUGUGUUUUCAAGAGGCAUGUUCUCAAGAAAGCUUGGGUCUGCAGUAUCAUCUUCACUGUUCAGCAAUUUCAGAGUUGCAUAAAAGCUCUCAUCUAAAUCAUCCUGCAUCAGUUUCUCAUGAACGAGCAGAGCUAGUGCAUCUGAAUGAAGAUGAUAUUGAAGAAAGCCUGCAUGAUGGUGAAAUAAUAACGGACAAUAAUGAUAAUGACUCCUCUAAACCUAAUUGUAGUUCAAAUUUAUCAGUAUCAGGAAUAGAUAUAGACAUAGUGGACAACUCUUCAUGGGAGUCUGAAAACAGUGAAUGCAACCAGCACUGUUUACCACUAGCAUGCAGUUUGUCAAACGACAAGAAGUCAACUGUAAUUGUUUCCAACAAACAUCAAACAACUAAGGUCAAGCAGUCAAUAUGUCCAUCAGCAAGGCAUGGGAAAAGAAAACUACAGAAUGCUGUGAAGACGAAUAAUGAACUGGGUCUACAUAAAGAUGAUAAAGUCACUUCUCCAGCAUUUGCAGAUAACUUGUCAACAUCUCUUGUGGGCUUGGCAAAGUCUUGCAAUCAUAAAAGAAGUAUGAGGCGGGCAGGCCAGUUGGACAAGAUGCUCACCUUGUCUGAGAAGAGAAAGGGAGGUCAGGCCAGACACAAGCAUGGCCCACCUUCUGCAGAGUUCAAGUGUCUGGAGUGUUCCAAGAUAAUGUGCUCCUCAAGAAGCCUGAGAACUCAUCUGAAGAAAGCUCACAUAAAAUUGCCAACAAAUACUCUAAAUGCAUCUACAAAAAAUGCCAAUGAAAUACAACUGCCAGACCAGACUAGAAGUGGUAUUGCUGAACCUCUCCAAGAAGGCUGGGCAUUACAGAAGGACCAGACAGUUACUUCCACAGCAGAACAAGGUGUGAAUGGAAAGUGCCAGGAGAAUAUUCUAGACUCUCCAGAUAAAAAAAACAUUUGCUUACAUAAUGCACAACUUAAACAUAUUUCUCGGAAAAGCAUAGUUCACAAAUCAGAGAACCCCAAAACUGUGCAUGAUCGUUUGAAGUUGUGUGGUGGUCGAGACCUUCACUGUGGCAGACAGCAAGAGCAGCCGGUGCGAAAGCAACAUGUUUGCAAAAAAUGUCCUGCAGAAUUUCUUACAGCAAGCCAAUUAAAAAUACACAGCAAAUCCCAUGCAACUUCUGAACCAGCCGAAGUUCAUGAGUGUACCAUCUGCUUGAAAACAUUUCCUAACGGAAGGAGAUUGCGGGCACACAGAACAACACAUACCAGAGAGGAACGGCUAUGCCCUCUAAAGCGGUAUAAAUGUGAGUUGUGUGGUGAAGAAUUCAAGAAGAACUAUUUCCUCCAGAUUCAUCUACGGUAUCAUAAAGGGGAAAGGCCAUACAAAUGUCCAAUCUGUGAGCUGACAUUUGUGACCAAGCCUGAGCGCCGUGCACAUUUCAAGAAGUGUGUUGUGAAAAAGAAGACUUAUCUAUGCGAGCAGUGUGGCAGCAGGUUUGGCAGUGCCUGCACUCUUCGCAAACAUGAACGUGUUCACACAGGAGAGAAACCACAUCGCUGCAGAUACUGUGAAAAAGCGUUUAGCCGCACCAAUACCCUCAAAAUCCACGAGCGACAACACACAGGAGAGAGGCCCUAUGUGUGUGAUCAGUGCACAGCUGCAUUCAAACAGCGAGUGAGUUUGGUGACACACAUGCGUAGUAAACACAACAUCAAUGUGACAUUAUAUUCUCAGCCACGGGACGGCCCACGUUACACACACUCUGUUCUGGCAUGGAAACAUCACAGCAGCGAUGGCAAGCCAGCAGCUACAGAUCCAGAACUUUGCAAACCAUCUAGUUUUGCAGAGCAUGCCAGUCCACAAUGUGUUAGCACAGAGCAUGUAAACACAGUUCAUCAGCAUGUGUCCGUAAGUCUUGCCCCGAAUUUCAAGAACGAGUCCAGUGAUAUGUACACCCUUUCGCAUGUGGCUGCAGACAUUGACCAGACACCCAUCCCUGAUGCUCCAUUGCCACAAGCCAUUCUGAUGCCACCAUCAGGCAUGAUUCAUUUUAGCUCGUCAUCCAGUGAGAACAUUGUUGAGCUAGGCCCCGCUGCUCGCAUUGUUAGUUUGUCACAAGAUGUCCCUCAGAUGAGAGCUUCUGUGGACCAGCAGACAGCAGUUUUGCAAGAGAGCCACAUUGUGUCUACUAUUCAAGCACCCGAGGCCCAGAUUCUUGCAAUCCCAUCUCAGGAAACUGGCAUUUUCACCUUAUGUCAUCCAAGCUUGUCAGCAGCACUGGAAAGUGUGUACUACAACUGAAAUAUUCCGUCACUGCAAUGGUCUGUCAUCUUGUGUUCAGCUGAUUUGCCCUGCUGAAUGUGUUGAUGCAGUAUGAUUAUGUUCGGAUAACAAAUCAAAUCUAGAUAUGACCUUGAAGAAGAUUGUGGUGGAUACCUGGUACUGCUUGUUUCCAUUGACAUCCCCUGCAGCAGUGAUAUAGGAAAAGCAAGCAUUGCCUUCUUUCAGUUUUUAAUGGGAGCUCAGUGCAUUGGGCAAAUCAGUUUGAUCACUUCAUUUGAAAACAAAAUGGGGAAAAAAAGGAGAGAAAUGAUAUUGAAACUGCUACCUAUCCUCAUCAAAAAGAACAUAAGAGGAAAGGAAGAUGAAGAAAUGCUUUAGCUCUACACAUGCGGUUCAGAGUUCCUUUAUUGUAUUUCUUGGAGUCAUCUUUGCUUCAAGCCUCAUGGAGACUGCAGAAAAAUAGUUGCCACCGGUUUUCCCAACAGCAG